Phodopus roborovskii (desert hamster) is the source of this 2016-nucleotide messenger RNA. It is a transcript of the gene Tle6, whose product is annotated as TLE family member 6, subcortical maternal complex member. The coding region runs from base 189 to 1898 and encodes 569 amino acids. Gene Ontology annotation, molecular function: protein binding; transcription corepressor activity. The transcript is spliced from 15 exons. Lineage: Eukaryota; Metazoa; Chordata; Mammalia; Rodentia; Cricetidae. Gene Ontology annotation, biological process: regulation of DNA-templated transcription; negative regulation of canonical Wnt signaling pathway. The record is from RefSeq and is a predicted model, not a curated record. Gene Ontology annotation, cellular component: nucleus; transcription regulator complex.
CGUAGCCCCCUGCAGUAAAGACGGGGAUAGGGAAUGCAGAGAGCGUGGGGAUGAAGGAAGGGGCUCCCCCCACAGCUGGGUCCUGAUGGUGAGGAGACUACAGGAAUAGACGGGGGUCAGUUUUUCUGUGUAAAUCUGAACCUGCUCCCAGAAGGACUCACCAGACUGUGACUUCCAGAAUCUUCUAGAUGACUUCCUACAAUCAGAGCAGUGGCGCCGGCCCCGUUGGUGGAACUUUGGUGAAAGAGGUGCCUUGCAAUUACUCGAAGAGGUACUCCUCCAUCAUUGGACAGCUGCCUGAGGAGCUCAACAGUAUCCUCUCUGAGAUGAUGGCCCAGCUAGACAACAUCUCCAACCUGGUGUCCAAGGUCAAUGAGUCCUUUGAAGAACACCACAAGCAGGUGGAAAACUUCUUUCGGCUGAUGGAAAUCUUCAACAGGUCCCCCACCAUCCUGGAGAUGGUUAAGGUCUCAGCUGAGAAAGAAACCAAGCAGGACCCAGAUAUGGCCCCCCAGGACCCCAAACUCAAAGCCACUCUGGGAUCUCAGCCACCCACCAGACCCCGGUGCCUCUCAGAGGCCGAGGAGCAGCAGGACCCACAGCCUGUGUGGGACAAGGAGCCGCAGUUCUGGAGAGACACCCUGACCUGGGAACUCUGGAAACUUUUCACAGAGAACCCACAAGGACAGGAGGGUGAGGAUCCUCACUCUCAGGAAAGGAAAGACUCUGACCUGAGUGAAUCUGAGUUGGAACUUGAGCCUGAACCCAGGCAGAGGAACAGCCUGAAAGAUUUCGACACCAUCCUAACCGAGAGUCCCUCAGAUCUGCUUGGUGGUUCCCAAAAAGACAUCAGCCAGCCCCAACAGGGGACCCAGGGAUCUUCUGGAUGUGCUGGUCCAUUCCUGAAGCCCCUAUCCUGGGAUGAUGAAGAGUUGGAACACAGCUGGAAGAGACCUGGCACAUCACUCUGGCAAUCCAAGAGGCGCUCUGUCCCUCAAGGCCUGCAGAAGGUUCGAGUGCUGAAACAUCAGGAGCUCCUGUUGGCGAUGGCGGUGAGCUGCUUCACAAGGCACGUCUUUACCUGUAGCCGGAGUGGCAUCAAGGUGUGGAGCCUGGCAAACCAUGCGACCGAGGAUGAAUUCCCCGAAAGCCACUUGCAAUGUGGCGUCCAGGCCAAUGGGGCAUACCUGCGCACCUGCCUACUGUCUUCCAACAGUAAGAUCUUGUAUGCGGGAGGGCACAACCUGCCCGGCGUGAGUGUGUGGGACCUGACGGCCCCGUCCUUGUAUGAGAAGUACCAGCUGCCCUGCAAGGGCCUUUCCUGCCAGGCGCUGGCCAGCACGGAGGAGAACAUGGCCUUUGCUGGCUUCACAGAUGGCAGAGUCAGGAUUUGGGACCUACGGAGUCAGGGAGUGGUCAGGGACUUUGAAGGCCCUGUCAGUGCAGCCAAGAGCCUCGUGGUCAAAGAUGACAACGUCUGGACAGGAGGUCUGGAUGCUUGUCUGCGAUGCUGGGACCUGCGGGCUGCCAAGCUUUCUCUGGAGUACACAUUCCAGUCCCAGAUCAUGAGCUUGACGCACAGUCAGCGGGAAGACUGGCUGUUGCUGGGCCUGGCCAAUGGCCAGCACUGUCUGUAUGACAGCAAGAAGAAGAGCGAGGCGCUCACUGUGGGCUCCAAGGACAAGACCAUCUUAGGCCUCAAGUUCUCCCCAAAUGGCCAGUGGUGGGCGAGCGUGGGAAUGGACAACCUUGUCACCAUCCACAGCAUGCCCACAGGAGUGAAACUGUUCCAGGUCCCUGAAACUGCCACUGUCACAUGCUGUGAUGUGACAGCCAAUAACAGGCUGAUUGUCACAGGAUCGGGGGACUGUGCCUCGGUGUACCAGAUCGAAUACUGACAGCUUCCAUUCCUAUCUUUUCUUCCCCCCAACUGCACAGUGGUAGACGUGGGUGGGUGUGAGAAUCCCAUGGGUGUACCAACCCUUCAUCACAUGUAAUAAAGCAAUUGAGAAGGCA